GCUGAGUGACGUAAGCUUCUAUACAAAAGUGACACCAGUCCAUUCGAAUGCUUCAUACUUCAAAAUGAAGCAGAACGUACGCGAUGGAAAAACCUUAUACAAAAUCUUACCUGCACGAUAUGUGUUGGUUUUCUUUAUAUUUUUGGUAUGUAUGGAGAUGUAUGCUCAUAGAGUCGUGCUAAACGUAGCUAUUGUGGCCAUGGUAAAUAAUUCGGCGAUCGAGAUGAGCGAAACUGAAAAUGCUCUAACUCACGAAUGCCCUGAUAGUGCUGAAAAUCAAAAUAUCACGUAUAAUUACAGAGAAGGAAAAUUCGUUUGGAGUCAACCCGAACAAGGAAUUAUUUUAGGAAGUUUCUAUUAUAGUUAUGUCAUUUUUCAGUUUUUGGGAGGUUCUGUCAUUCAUCUGUUAGGUGUCAAGCGCACUUACGUUAUUACUGUGUUUUUAUCGUCGGCGUUAUUAUCGAUAACACCAUUUAUAGCCGAACUUGGUAUAGCGGCCUUGUCAUGUCAGAGAGUUGUCUUAGGAGUGUUGCAUGCGCUGACGUUUCCAUCAGGAUUUACAUUACUUUCAAGAUGGUCUCCAGUUAACGAACGAAGUACAUUAAUGGCUAUUUGCGAGAGUGGAAAUUUGAUUGGUUCCACAAUUACUACUACAUUGUCUGGUUACUUGUGCGAAUAUGGUUUCUCGGGUGGUUGGCCUUCAGCAUUCUACGUCAUUGGUAUUUAUGGAUGUGUUUUGUCCCUCGGUUUGUUAUUUUUUGUAUAUGAUUAUCCGGAAGAAUUUUCCGGCAUUACUCAAAAAGAGAUUCUUCAUAUACGACAAAACUCGAACAAUAAUACUAAUAAUAUUAAGAAAAUUCCUUGGAAGAGUAUUUUAACAUCUGUACCAGUAUGGACGACGUGCAUUGUAAAAUUGUUGUUUCAUUGGGGUUUCUAUACCUUUCUAUUAAAACUACCAUCGUAUGUCGAGAAUGUUCUACAUUUCCCAAUACAGCAGAAUGGCUUAAUAAACGCAUUCAUGUAUUCAGCGAAUACGUUUGGCCUCAUUAUAUCUGGUUACUUAUCAGAUUUGUUUAUUAAACGUAAAUAUUUCAGCGUAACAAACGUCAGAAAAGGCUUCCAGACUCUUUGUAAGUGUAAAUAUUCUAAUUAUGUGUGACCAGAGUGUCGGUACCUCCUUGGCACCUCGUCACGACUGACACUACUGUGUCUUUAGAAUAUACACAGAAACCGCAAUUUUAGAGCUUACGCGAGCGGUUACAUGCGCGGGUGAUCGGAUUCGGGAUGGAGGAGGGUUCAGAGACGGAUUGGAAGUGAUUCAUUCGAAUACAAGGUUAACAGCAAAAAUAACUAAUAUAAUGUAACGGAAAUGACAUCGCGUGUUGUUAUAAAUACCUAGUUCACGGGAUAUUCCAAAUAGUCGUGGAGACACUUGGGAGGCCGGGAAAUGUCUUUGAGAAUGUCUUUAGGCCUUCAAUGGCGAUUAAAUUCUAUCGGACGUUAAAUAUGUCGGUUCUUCGUAGGUGUUCCCGGAGAAACACAGGAUGAUCGGGAGAAGCGGCGGAGACGGGCGACGGCGAUAAAACCUUUCUGUUGGCACUGAGGGAAUACUCUCGCGGACUCCCGACGAGCUCUGUUCCCUGAAAUCUUCUUUUCACUCUUUCAAGUCACGUUGUCUGUCUUCACCAAUAGGGAAUUUUUUUGUUUUAGUUCCCAGUGACACAUUCUGAGUUCCCUGGAUAAGGAAACAAUUCGGGGAAGAGAAAUGCACUCAUCUUCCGGUACUAAAAUAGGGAAAGCUUUUUUUUCUAAAAUUUAAUUCAGUAGGAAAAAUCAGGAAAAAUGAAUUUUCUCUCGAAAUUCGUUAGGUCCGGUUCCUCCCAUAUACAAUAUAACGUUUCGAUUAUAAUUAAGUUAUUGUAUCAUUUAGCUAUAAUAGGAUCCAGUGCAUGCCUGAUAUGCAUUCCUCAAGUUGGAUGUGAUUCAACAAACGUCAUAAUAAUACUCGUCAUGACAACUGGCUUCAUGGGUCUUGUUGGUGGCGGUGACAACGCAAUC
This is a messenger RNA of Centruroides sculpturatus (bark scorpion), 2058 nucleotides long. RefSeq names its product sialin-like. The transcript is spliced from 7 exons. Gene Ontology annotation, biological process: transmembrane transport; monoatomic anion transport. The record is from RefSeq and is a predicted model, not a curated record. NCBI's taxonomy places the organism in Eukaryota, Metazoa, Arthropoda, Arachnida, Scorpiones, Buthidae. Gene Ontology annotation, molecular function: transmembrane transporter activity. The coding region runs from base 65 to 1159 and encodes 364 amino acids.